AUGCUGCAGCUUUUCUUUACGGUGGCUUUCUCUGCGGUGCCUUUGACUUUGUACAUUCCACCUAUGAGGAGCUUGAAUCUCUUUGUGGAAACCAUGGAAGGUCUGUUAAGGGAGUCAAGUGUUUAUACCACGAGACUCUAUCCUCGUGCAAGGCACGCGUGGUCUAGGUUCUUGGAUAUCUUGCUUUGCAAUUUCAGGUUAGGGUAGAAGAGGAUGUUCAUGUACAUUCUUCUUCUUCUUAUCUGCUUUAUUUUUAUGGUCUUAGAACUGAUGUAGAUUGCAAUAAGUUGUUGUUACUUUAAUUUUAAUUUUGUUGGAUGUGUUUAUGAUUUUGUGCGGGAUUACGAAUCAUAGAGAAAAGCUUGAGGGUUGUUAUAAGGAUGCUAUAUAAAUUAAGAGUAAAUAAAGGAUGGUUUUCUCUCU
Molecule: messenger RNA, 423 nt
Organism: Populus trichocarpa (black cottonwood)
Lineage: Eukaryota; Viridiplantae; Streptophyta; Magnoliopsida; Malpighiales; Salicaceae
Exons: 1
Coding region: 1-207 (68 amino acids)
Source: RefSeq, a predicted model, not a curated record